AGGGAAAUAAGACAGACAUCAUAACCCACUAACUCUUUUCUUGUUAGGGUUGUCUAUCUCGUCAAAGGUCCUUCAUCUCUUUCUUAUCUGCUACAGACUUCAAGCCACUCAAAAUCCCAUUAUUUGAUGUCUAUCAUGAUUUGAAUACAGGCCCUAUUUUCACACUGGGUUCAAGGUUUAUUGCUUAUGCAACCAAUACAGCAGUAUUAAAUUCAGAUCCAGUCAUGACAUCAUUCACAAAUAAGUUGCAAGUCGACAAGGACGUUAAAGGGGCAGCUAAAGAUAUAGCCAAGGAAGUCAUGAGUGGAAUGAAAUCUUUGGGUGAGUUUAGCUACAAUAGACUAAGCAAUUAUUUUGGAAGCAAUAUCUCUCCUAUACCCAUUCUGCCGCAGCAACAAUCACAAUAUCAACAACAACAACAACAACAACAGUAUCCAACAUUACAACACCAACAGCCGCAGCAACAACAACAGCCCCAACAACAACAACAUGGGGAAUCUAACAAGGAUGUAAAAAAGACGACUCCAUCUGGAAUGAUUAUGAUUAGAGAUAUAAACAAGAUACCUAGUUUACCCACAAGGAAUUUAUCCAAUUCAGUAAUUGCCCACUUUAGACCGCACAUGCAUCCAAUUUCUUGUUUAACAUUCAAUCAGUCGGGCACACUCUUACUGUCAGCAUCAAAGCAAGGCCAUACGUUUCACGUCUUUUCGAUCUUGUCCAACACAACAGCAACAGGAAACGUAUCACACCUUUAUAAACUCUCUAGAGGCUUUACUGAUGCACAGGUUGAGGACUGUCAAUUCUCAAUUGAUUCCAAUUGGUGUGCGAUCAGUACAGCUAGAGGCACAACUCAUGUGUACGCAAUUAAUCCUUAUGGUGGGAAACCAGAGAUAUCAGGACAUGUACAUAGCAAGAUAAAUAAUAGCAUUAUUUAUCAUAAAAAGAUGAAACCAAAGCCCAUGACGACCUCAUUGAACUCGAUUGUACGUAUUAAGCAAAGAAGAAGAAUGCCAGAGGUCAAUCAAGAGGACUUUUGUAUAAAUAAUUAUUAUGGACCCACACCACCACGCUAUCAUCCUGCCUUGCCUCAGCAACUUCCAAUGCAGCCACAGCCGCAGCCCUGCUUGAACCGUCUACAGAAGGAAUCGCGACCUAAAUUAAUAACCUUAUUUGUAAAUUCAAGUAAAUUACCCUUUUUAAACAACGAGGACAAUCAUUCAACACAGCAUCAGCAACAGCAAACAUCCACAAAUAAUAUACUAAAGCAUAUACCAUACUAUUUACCUCAACAACCACAGAAUCAUCAUCAGCCACAGCAACCACAGCAACAUCAUCAACAACAAUCGGAUACACUCGUAUUUGGAUUUGAUGAAGAAUAUGAUGAUGCGGCCAAGAUGAUGAAUGAUGAGGUUGGAUACCAAGAUAUCUAUACGUUCCAUCCUGAUGGCGUGUUGACCUUAUUCCGCUGUUGGGUGACAAAAGUGGCAGUUAAGAAGAGAGAGAACGGUAGAAAUAUGGAAAAGCUAGACCUGUCUCUAAAGAAGGAAAGUGUCGCAGAAUGGAGGGUGGCCAGAAGUAACGAUUGGGAGCAAGUCAAGACAGUCAUACAUCAUAACGAGCCUAAACGAAAGGAUAAGGAGCUUGCAUGGUUGUCUAAUGCGGAAAUUAACACGUAUCCGAUCGACGAGCCUCCUAUCUGGACCCAUCGUCAAUUUGUCUUUCAAACUUAUAAUGAAACUACCGAUGUGCAAGUCUACUUUAAGACUGGCAUAAUACCACCUGUGGAUACCUUGAUCAUGCCCAAGGAGAUGCCUGAGCCGAUCUCAAGUCGUAUAGACAGAGUACGAAAGACAACAACAACAAUUACAGAAGAGAAUAUGGAACAUGCAUUGGCUGAGCUAGAGGAUAACCUAUCAAAGGCCAUGCUGACUUCCUUUUCUCCUUCCGAGUCUAUCAGCAAUAGCCCUGCAACCAAAUGGUUAUCCACGAGCGCCAACUCACCUUCCUCAAAGCUGUUUGCCAACGAAAAGAAGUCUGUCUCUUUUGAAGAUGCUCACUUUGUCAACAUGGGCAGCGGCCCAAGUCCCGAACCCUCCAUGCACGGCUCGACUCCAAUGCAACAUAGCUCACUCAUACAGUUAGACGAUAACAAUUCGCUGCUAGAGGAUGACGAAUACAACGUUCGAUUCGAAAGUGACAAUAACAUCAAUCAGAUACAGAACCAUGUUUUCUCACCCGAUGGUGACAACGAAGUUGCUUAUCCUUACGAGUCUAUCUUUGACGGCUUUCGUGAACCUGAAUCCUUUCACUGGCAAUAAUGUUUUUAUUUUUUUCUUCUUUUUGCCAAAACUCCUUCUAUUAAAGAUGUCAUGAAUCGUUCUUCAUCAAUGAGUUGUAGUCUUUUUCUCUUUUCUUGUUUGUUGAUUGUCGACACGAACUGUUGUAACGUAGACGAUGACACAAUAAACAAUUUCUUGGUAUUCAGUCGACUUUCCUUUAGUUGGCUAAACACCGAAUCUUUUACUUCCAACACGAGUUCUCCAACCGCUGCUGCCCAUACAAAUUCUUUAUCACCUUGAUGUCUAGCCUCUUUACUUGCAAUUGCCUAUC
Rhizopus microsporus ATCC 52813 is the source of this 2610-nucleotide messenger RNA. RefSeq lists its product as uncharacterized. Lineage: Eukaryota; Fungi; Mucoromycota; Mucoromycetes; Mucorales; Rhizopodaceae. Bases 225 to 2318 code for a protein of 697 amino acids. Gene Ontology annotation, molecular function: protein binding. Gene Ontology annotation, biological process: autophagy; response to starvation. The transcript has a single exon. Gene Ontology annotation, cellular component: cytoplasm. The record is from RefSeq and is a predicted model, not a curated record.